Messenger RNA from Schistosoma mattheei, 3911 nucleotides. The record is from the annotation of a GenBank genome assembly. Lineage: Eukaryota; Metazoa; Platyhelminthes; Trematoda; Strigeidida; Schistosomatidae.
ACACUCGUAACAAAAUAUUGGAUGUCGGGGAUGUCAACCUUGGAAUACGCGGAUUUAUGAAAACUACGGGUUAUAAUAUCGCUACUAUUUUCGAUGCAAAAUUCCCAGGAAAGCUUGAUGACACCCUAAUAAAUAGGCUGUGCUUGUCAGUAGUAUGUCAGCAUGAAUUUCACACUGAGUUUUGGUCUACAUUGCCGAUCAGUGAAUGGCAUCUUAUAUCGAAACACGCUUCUCGAUGGGACAUUGAUUGUGAUUACACUACUGAAUUGCAUAUCAUUCUGAAAGCUGCCGUGUCUCUUUCUUUUCGCUAUGGUUUUAUUUUCGGAAAUGAGGAUUUUGGCCCCCAUCAGAUCGUAUUGUAUGCUCUCAAUGUAUCCAACAAAAAUGUUGAUAUUACACUCACUGAAGCCUUGGCUAAUUGUUUAAAAAGUCUUCGUUCUCUCACAGACAUUAGUUCUGUAUCUUGGAUCAAGUCUCCAAAGGUCUUAACACUUCUUCAAGGUCUCUCUAGGGAAACAAAUGUUCAUGUUUUCAGAAAUACCGUUAUCAUAUGUGCAUUUAUUUUUCUUCAUCUUCUUGUAGAUGACAAGCUUGAUGCUAGCCAAAAGCCUUUCAAUGAAUGUUUUCAGCUGUCAGCUUUUGGUACUGAAGUUUUGUUCCUAAUUGCAGAAUUGAUUAAGAAGUUUAAUAUAGAAUUUGAUACUUUGCAAAUACCGGAUACAUUUCAAUUUAGCGUGACUACUUUUGAUUCAUUUCCCUCAGAACUACAAGCUAAGUUGCUCUUUUUGGUUUUCACUCGUAUUGUGAGCUCACCAUCAACCAACAGUGAUUGGGUUUCAUAUUUGAAGUCUUUACGUAACUUCCCUGAGCUAUGUGCCUCGAUAAUCAGCUUUUGUUUAAAAUCCAAUAAGGAACUGUGUAAUGAGAUGUGGAAAUUUGUCAUAGAUGAAUGGUCUAUUUCUUUGCAUACGUGUUUGGAAAACGAUGAAGUUGAUAGUCUACUUCGUAUUAUAAACCCAGUUUGUCUGUAUACAAAUGCUUCGCUCCAUAUGGAAUCUGGAAAUGACUUAUUAAAGAAAAUUCUGUCUGUCGUUAUGAAAAACUCAAAUUCUGUUAAAGGAAAUAAAGUAGACAAGUACCAUGCAAGGUUGUGGGUCUUGUCGAGAAUUCUAGUCCAUUGUUCACCAUCUUCAAUAGUUUCAUUGUCGGAUGUAACUGAUGUCGCGGACUACUUAGUAUCUUGUUGUAGCAAUUCUUUUUCCAAUCCCAUGACUUCUAGUAUAGAUGCCGCGUUUAACUUUUUUGAAGAAGUUUGUCUUCUCUACUGGAGCUCAAAACAGUCAGUAAUUGAUAAACUGAUUUUUAAACUCUUUGGUUCACUUUUGACCACAGAUAAUCCAAGGAUUUUUUCCACCUUCUCAUUUCAUUUUAUUCACCUUAUCGAAGAAUUGUCUUAUAAAUACAACUGUCUAGAGGUAUAUAGUACAUUUUGGAUUUGCCUUUUCAAACUACUGAACAAAGUAAAUGAUCAGAUACUAAACCAAUCUCCCAUGUUUGAUGUGUUUAAUAAUGAAGGAUUACUGGAUGUAGCUGUUGCAAUUUUAAAAAUUCUUAGUCGCGAAACAUAUAUAUUAUUGUGGACAGGUGAAUGUAAACUGUUAUUUUCUAUGUUUGUUGAUAGUCUCAUGUCGAGACUUGGUGUCGGUAAUUUUAUAAACGAUGCUUCCUUUCGUGGGCUUUCCCUUUCAACCUUCAUUAUCUUCAUCGUCUGUGAGUAUCAUAAUAAUCACACAAGUCCCCAUUCAAAGGAUCAGAAUCGUUCACUUGAAUGGGCUUAUAGAUCAUAUGAUUAUCUUGUAAAUUUUGACUUAAUGGAAUUGACAGAAUCAAAGUGUGUUUCCAAAACACUGUGGAAUACCGUCAAAUAUCUUGAGAAACACAAUAUUAAGUUAUCUUCAGUUGGGUAGGGAGUUGAUCAAGAGAAUUUAUUUAAAAUACCAAAAUUUCAGUCCACAUGACACUUCUGUUACGUCCUGUUUUUUUGGCGUUUUGUACAUAUAACCACAGCGCAAAUCCAUAAGAUUAGUUGAAGAAGUUGCUAUGGAUGCACAGUAAGCUUGUACAAUUAAUUUGGCAUGUUUUUCUGCAACGCCCAAGUAAUAAUAUAUCUAAUUCAGAAUCUUGUAAACAGUAUCACAGAUUUGUAAAGCGGUGACCCAUCAUUUUGGUCGUCCGACUUUCAAGUAACCGUUAACAGACGGAAAAUUUAAUCCGCAGAGCAGUAUUUGUAACAAUUAGUUCAUCAACUAAGUAUAGACUCGUUUACUUGGUUUUGAACCACAUCCAUUAUAUUCAGGUUAGUGAUACUACGCAGUUGGCCAAACCCAAGUGUGUGAAUGAGGUUCAAUUCAGCGAGAUCACGCCUUAAACUUGAACCUCUUGAUAACUAAUUCACUGUUCCACAACAACAUUUAAUAGUGUAGUAGUUAGCUUCACUGGAUCUUAUAUCGUAUUUAUAAAUUUUAAUUUAACACGAAAACUUAUUGUAUUUGCAUAUAUAUGUAACACUAGGAUUGGUUAUGUACUGCAUUUUUUAGCGUCUUUAACACUCAGUUUUGCUAUCUCGUCAUAUUCCUUUCGGAGAUACCCAUGCCCUUGACUUACGGAAGACCGAUUGUUAUCAACUGUUAACCUAUGUGCUCUGUAUAUACCUAAACAUAUAUAAUAGAUUGACGCAUUCAACAUGUACUGAGGUAUGAAUCGUACUCUAGGUGUGAGGGCUAAUAGUACCACAAAGUCGCCAAAACCGAAGUGGAUAAGCGGAGUUCGAAUGUGGGGUUGUGUCUGUAAUUCUAAGGUCUUAACCACUAAAUCAGCACUCCGUAUGCUUAAGCUUCCUGAAGCUUUGUUAGUUUUGAUUUUAUUACAGAUCAAAUUUCGUCUUUUUGUAUUUCCUCGUGAAAGAUUGGAAUGAUGUUCACAACGCAUAUUUCAACUGUUUCAGUUUCUUAGGGUUUGAGAAUUUCGUCGAUUAGUGUACUGCUCCCACUUGAACUUCCACAAAUAGUCUAUUGUUGAUUCGAAAACACGCAACUGUUCCUUAGGGGAUAAAAAGUUAAAUACCUCAAAUCUUUUUACGUUGAUACUAAAAAUCCGAAAUUUAAGAUGUAGUUUUCAAAUGUUCCAUUAAUACAUAAUCAAUGUCUACUUUCUUGUCAAAAGAAACUGGACUCAUAGGUUUAAUGAUUUUUUUGUUUCUGAAAAUUUUACCACUUUCUAUGUAUGAAGAUGAUUCUCCUGAUCUAGACAAAAAAUAGGCAUCGAAUUAUUUUAUGCAUCUUCAUAAAUACAUAUUUGCUACAGUUCUCUAGUCAUGCACUGAAUCAGUUAGUAGCUUCAGUAAACCACAUCUGUUGUUCUACUAUUUGUCCGAUGAAUAUGGUAACUAAGCUACUUAUGUUUUUUGUAAAGCUUAAAAACCUGGGAGGUUUUUAAAAUGUUGAGGACUGUUCUUAGAAAAAAAUACAUUAAAGUUCUUUUCAAAUGAAGACCAUGUGGACUGCAAUGACGAUUAAAAGCGAAGACGACAGACAACCUCUUGUGUUAUUGAGAAUAUCGAAUAUCUUUAACCUUUUGGGUUUUUCAAUCGCUGAUUUACUGCCUGAAUAUCUGCUGACGAAUUCGAUUUGCGAGAAUCGUUUGUUUAUAUAGUUGUAGCAAAGUAUGAGACGACGAGAAAGCCUGUGAUUCUGAUUGUUAUAGACUUUCUAAGGUGUUUUGAUUAUUGGAAGGGAGGUUGAAACGAAGAUAUUACCAGUUAUGGGAAGUAUUUUCAGAGGAAAAAGAAUAUUAUUGUGCCUUUGUUUCUUAGGCAAAGCUUACAUAACGUCAUAAGCAAAGAUGGAUGGUGG